AUGUUCCCCUUCCUCCAGUUGCCCCCAGAGCUCCGAAGCCUCGUCAUCGAGCACGUCCUCUUCAGCAGCUACCCCGCACCGGAAUACCCCUCCAAGGAGAACAGAUCGAUCUUCAAUGAUCUGCGGUACAUGGCCUGGCGGGCCCGGCCCUACCAGGAGAUCCGUUCCACCCACAGCCCAUCAAACUGCCUUGCCCUCCUCCUAACCUCCAAGACAAUCCACGAUGAGACCAAAGCGAUGCUCUCACUCCAGGAAUCCAGAUCAGCAACGUACCAUCUUGACAUCACCGUCGAAAACGACAACGACGUCUUCCCAACCUGGCUUUGCGUCCCGCAACUCACGACGCACAUUGCCGAGCUCCAUGUCGACGUCCGGCUCUUCGGCACAAUCAUCCACCCGAAUAUCAGCUGGCGCCUAGGCGGCGACGGCGGGCAUUCCCGCUACGAAUGGGACUUCUUGGCUCUGCUGGAGCGGUUCCUGAGAUACGGGCCUGUCGGCCAGAAGAAGGGCUCGGACGGCCAGGUGUUGAAUAUGCGGACGUUCAGUUAUACCAGUCCCUGCCCCAUUGUUGAUCACGGCAUCAAGGUCGAUACUCUGACCCUAAACUUCACGUCUGGCGAGGCCAAGCUGCAGAGAGGCGAGUUCCCACCUGCAGAGAUUGAGUACCGCGACUGGGACUGGUACCGCAAGGGCCAUGGUCCGCGGAGAGGGGUCCCCGAGAUCGAGCGCCCAUUGACGGAGUACAAUACCCGACCUGAAUGGCUGGCCGAGCUUCUUGCGGAUGAGAUCGACGUGCUCUUGCAUUUUGGAAGAGAUAGAGAGGGCUUUGCUAGGCUUGUGUAUGAGCGCCUGCGGGUGAUUCGGAUGUUGGUUGAUGGGGAGGUUUACCGUGAAUUCGAUGUGUCUGGGAUAUUGGAUGAGUUCAAGCUACCCGAUAAGAGCUUGAGGAAGAUGGCGUCGAAGUUUGUGGAUGCACCGGGGUGGGUGUUUGAUUUGUAG
This is a messenger RNA of Aspergillus mulundensis, 999 nucleotides long. RefSeq lists its product as uncharacterized. The record is from RefSeq and is a predicted model, not a curated record. Lineage: Eukaryota; Fungi; Ascomycota; Eurotiomycetes; Eurotiales; Aspergillaceae. Bases 1 to 999 code for a protein of 332 amino acids. The transcript has a single exon.